Molecule: messenger RNA, 1542 nt
Organism: Brassica oleracea var. oleracea
Lineage: Eukaryota; Viridiplantae; Streptophyta; Magnoliopsida; Brassicales; Brassicaceae
Exons: 1
Coding region: 1-1542 (513 amino acids)
Source: RefSeq, a predicted model, not a curated record
AUGCUGAAUCAAGAAGCCGGCGCAGGUUUAUUUGGAUAUCGCCCUCAAUGCCAAGGAGUGGGGCUUACACAUCUGAGCUUCGCUGAUGAUAUCUUAGUUUUCACCAACGGGACAGUAGACUCUUUGAAGGGGGUAAUACAGACUAUGGAAAAAUUCGCAAAUAUGUUAGGAUUGCAUAUUAAUGCCUCAAAGUCAUCUCUAUAUGCUUCAGGACCGGGUACUGCAACUGUCUGUGAAGAAGCUCUCAGUUUAGGGAUUGCAGGAGGUAGCUUACCUAUUCGGUAUUUGGGCUUGCCUUUAACUACCAAGGCGCGGACCAAACUUGACUACGAGCCGCUCAUUGACAAAAUCAGAUCACGUAUGCUAUCAUGGACAAACAAGACUCUCUCUUUUGCAGGACGCCUACAGCUGAUUAAGUCAGUAGUAUCCAACAACUUCUGGAUCUCUGCAUUUAUAUUACCCAUGGGCUGUUUGGAUGCUAUAGAAAGUUUAUGCAGUGCUUUCUUGUGGUCGGGUUCCCUUAACCAGACACAUAAAGCUAAAGUUAAAUGGAACGAUCUGUGUUAUCCUAAAUCAGAGGGAGGACUGGGAAUCAGGAGGCUUCGUGAUUCGGUUAGAGUUUUUGCGCUCAAAUUGAUCUGGAGAUUAUUCACUGUCUCUAAAUCUCUUUGGGUCUCAUGGAUUCAACAUUACCUUCUCCGGCACAGUUCAUUUUGGGAUGUUCGAGAUGACACUUUGGGCUCCUGGAUUUGGAGGAAACUUCUCAAGAUGAGAGACAUGGCGUAUCAGUUCAUUAGGGUCGAAGUGGGGAAUGGUAACUGUGCUUUCUUCUGGCACGAUGACUGGCUACGUAUGGGGAAGCUUAUAAAUAUUACAGGAGCAACCGGUACGCGUUAUCUUGGGGUUCCGCGUAAUGCUAAAGUUAGUGAUGCUGUCUCUGAGGGCCAGUGGAAGAUAAGGGGCCAACGGAGUCGUCAUUAUCAUGAGCUGCAUCAUAGAGUCACAUGGGAGCAGAUACGGAGCAAGCGAGCUGAAGUAGUUUGGAGUAGAAGUGUUUGGUUCACACAAGGGAUCCCUAGGCAUGCAUUCCUAGUCUGGCUUGCGAUUCAGAAUAGGCUAUCUACAGGGGACAGAAUGAGAAAGUUGGGAAUCCUUCAGGGCUGUGUGUUAUGUGGUGAAAGAGAUGAGACACGAGAUCAUCUGUUUUUCGCAUGUCCAUACUCUUAUACAGUAUGGGAUCAUCUUGCUAGCAUACUGGUUGGAAGGAGGAUAAACCCGGACUGGCAUGAUAUGCUAAGGUAUAUUCAAGCAGGCACGUCCAAUGAGAUGGAUAUGAUUCUCAUUCGUCUAGUGUUCCAGGCUGUCGUGUACUAUAUUUGGCGAGAACGGAAUACACGAAGGCACCAACAAGAUCAACAGGGAACUGAGCAAAUGAUCAAAACAAUUAACAGAGGUAUCAAGAAUCGGAUUAGCUCUCUUGGUUACAAGGCGGGUCACAAGUUCAAUGGACUUCUUAGGAGAUGGUUUGAAGUCUUUGACUAG